AUGUCCAAUCCGUCCUUUGAAAUAGAAAAUCCGGAAGUGGCCUCCCGUUGCUUUCUCCACGCUCUGUGGAGAAAUAACCGCUUCUUGAGUAGAGGGCUUAAUCAGCGUGAGCUUCGCAUGAUGAAUUACAUGGACUACCUCACGGAUCUGCCAGACUGGGAAGACUUAGUCUUUGAAGAGUCAUAUAUCACCAAAUGGAAGGAGGAAGUGGAGAAUCUCAAUUUCGACAAUGAAGGGCUUGGGGAUGUGUAUAUGUCAGACCAAAUGUUUGAGGCAUGCGUCGAGGAACUUCGCGAUAAGGCAGAACUUGCCAAGAAGACAGGCUUCGUAAAUGUACUCGAUGCCGAGGUCGCUGUCACCAAGUCAGAUACGGCCAUCCCGGAAUCACUAACGGAUGCUCUGAUAACUGCAAUCAAACCAUUAGAAGAUAUUCCCGAAAAAUACAAAGACUGGUACCCUGAAUCGGAUAAUAUGGUACUAGAACUCGUAGACCCCUGUUUAUACCCUAUUGAUUUCCUCGAUACCCGCAUAUUGCGUCGUGGCAAAGUUCCGCUCCAAGGCUGUUCCUCAAUCAUUUGCGAGGGCGAUGACAAUGCCUAUUGGGAGAGAGAGAUUCUCCAUGGGGGGCCUAUCAUCUGGGCACCAUAUCAGUAUCUACCUAGUGAUAUCUCGUGGGUCGAUAACAAACCCAAGAUAACGACUUACAUCAAUAAUCUGCAUCCAGAGUAUCAUAGUGACCUGUAUAAGGUUUUCGAAGAGGUGAUUGAUGCGACAGUACCACUCUGGGAAGAGUGCCUGUUUCGAAGACGGGACGUUUUCUCACCGCGGAUCGACCUCUGUUCCGAAGGUGAUAAAGACUUUUACAUACCUGAAGGCGUCCAAUACUCUCCACCGGAUGAGAAUAUAAACGUAGGUGAUGAAAUCGAAACGUACAGAAAUACAAUUCUGUAUCAAGACUGGUUCGAUGACCACAAAAUUCUCAGAUGGCCUGAACCCAGGGCAAACUGUCCCCGCCAGAGGAGGCCAGAUUCUAAACCAAAUCUCAAAAAAGACUUCCCCUCCGGUGUUCAGAUAAUAUUCAAGCUCACCAACAUCCAUCUGACCCCAGAGAAGCCUGUUUACAGUGGCAAAGGGUGGCUUGUAGAGGGUGCUCUAAACGACCGCAUAGUAGCGACUGCGCUGUACUAUUACGAGGACGAGAACAUUAUGGACAGCAAGGUCUCAUUCAGACAAGCCCUUGACAGCGAGAGCAUACGUAUUAUUCCGCCAUCUAACCAAUACGAAUCUCUAGAACGCUACCUUGGGGUCAUGUCUGAUGAGGAACCUUUCCAAAAACUUGGGGAUGUGCUAACACCUGAAGGACGUCUACUAGCGUUCCCUAACGUAUUCCAACACAAAAUGAAGCCCUUAGAGCUAAGAGACCCCACGAAGCCAGGUUAUCAAAAAAUCCUUACUAUGUUCCUGGUCGAACCCUCUCUCCCCGUGUUAUCAACAGCGGUAGUCCCUCCGCAGCAGAGAGAUUGGUGGGUGUCUGAGGUGCGCAAGAUACGGCCUUUUUGUAGCCUUCCAAUGGAGGUCUUUUACAUCAUUACAAGCUUCGUUGUUGGCCAUCCGAUGGAUUUGGAGUAUGCUCGCGCCACGAGGAUAAGUAUUAUAUAUGAUCGUCAAUGGACGAAUUUCGACUGGGAAAUGGAAAUAGGCCAGGAUACAUUCGAUUUCCAAGAACACCAUCGAACACAAGAGCCUGGUGAUGUCGGGCUUGAAUAA
Molecule: messenger RNA, 1767 nt
Organism: Hypoxylon fragiforme
Lineage: Eukaryota; Fungi; Ascomycota; Sordariomycetes; Xylariales; Hypoxylaceae
Exons: 2
Coding region: 1-1767 (588 amino acids)
Source: RefSeq, a predicted model, not a curated record